AUGUUCUUCCUAGCUGCUGCCGCCAAAGUCACCGCAGCAGAGAUAAAGGCAAACACACCCACCAGCAUUCUCGACAGUUUCGGCCAUAAAUCCAACACCGGAACUUACGGUGGCUAUUAUCCCCCUGUAGCUCUCGUCACCAUGCAGAUCCUUCUCAACGUGAUUAUGGCCUUCACGUCGGGCAACAGGGUAAUCGGUAGCGUCUGGUUCGGUCCAACCUCCAACCUGUUCCACAAAGAAGAAGACGAAAAGACCAAAUCCAAAGUGUACAAGAAUGCGAAUAUGAAUGAGAGUGGACACGGGCUCAAAGCUCCUGCAUCCAUCGCAGCAUCGUCCACUGUCACUGUAACGGGUUAUAAUAACAACCCGGCGUAUCAGGGCUACCCUCCUAGUCCUAGUACGCCCCAGGGAACGUAUUCACGGAGGAAUCAUGCGCAGGUGGACGAAUAUGUGGAUAUGGCCAACACCACGCAGUACGAAAAGGCGCAGUAUAGUCAUCAGCAGGCCACACCUGCGUACCCCACUAGUCCGAUUUCGCCAUACAACUGA
Messenger RNA from Acaulospora colombiana, 549 nucleotides. The record is from the annotation of a GenBank genome assembly. Lineage: Eukaryota; Fungi; Glomeromycota; Glomeromycetes; Diversisporales; Acaulosporaceae.